Eutrema salsugineum is the source of this 3915-nucleotide messenger RNA. Its product is annotated as transcription factor GTE10. Gene Ontology annotation, molecular function: protein binding. The record is from RefSeq and is a predicted model, not a curated record. The transcript is spliced from 11 exons. Lineage: Eukaryota; Viridiplantae; Streptophyta; Magnoliopsida; Brassicales; Brassicaceae. Bases 598 to 3735 code for a protein of 1045 amino acids.
AGACUCUCUCUCUCCUCUCUUAUUUUGUUCUUUCUCUCACCUCUUUCGUCAUUUCGAUUUCUUGUUUUCCUUGGAACCGAUAUCUGGAAACUCUGGAUCUAAGUUUUUCAGAUCGAUUUUGGUAGUUUUUACUCAGUCUAGGGUUUUUAUAGGGUUUCAAUUUUGGGGUUUACCCAGUUUGUCGUUUAUCUCUUCGGUCACAUUCCGCCGAGGACUUGUGAUUUUGACCUGAGGGUUAUUAGACGGAGAAUAGGAAGGAGCUUAGAGCGGAUAUGGAUUUCAGUGUAGUAUACGUGUGAUUCAUAGGAUUUCAUCAUUGGAUUGAUUUGGUAAAUCGCAUCUUUGUGAUAUAUUCCGGCGAGUUGCGGUCUUGACUCUAAAACAACGAGGGCUGAUCGUGGAAGGGACUGAGGCAAGAAAUUUGACAUCCCGGAUUGAUCACCGCAUGUUUCUAAGACGCAAUCAAGGGUUUAUGAUAAAUUCAUUGUCGAAGCAUAUACCUGCAAGCUUUUUUUUUGGAGCAGGGACAUUAAAGCAUACUAGGCACUGGAAGGUAGUAGAGUUUGCGGGACAGGGAGAACCAAUUUGUCUUUGUAAAUGAUGGGUAAAGCACGGAAACACUUGAGAGGGAAAUCAUCGGGCUUUGCUCCUGAUUAUAUGCAAGCUGUUGAGACCAUGAUUGAGCCUGAUGAAUUUGGUUACCCACACGGGAUCGAUAGUGAGAUAGAGGAGGCCCCUGCACUGAAAAGGAGCCGUUUUAGUUUGAAUGGAGAUAGCUAUGGUGUUCCUAAAGAGGUUUUAUCUUUUUCAAAGAUGUCGAGGUCUGAGAGAAAGAAUUUAGUCCACAAGUUGAAGAUGGAGCUUGAGCAGGUCAGGGAUCUUCGUAAGAGGAUUGCAUGUAUUAGUUCAGACACUGUUCUGUUGUCGCCAUAUGGGGAUAUUCGUAGUUACAGUGAUGGAUCUAAGAGGCCACCACAAGAAAACUUUGCUACAUUUGUUGGUACACAGGGGAAAAAGCGCUGCCCUGUGCGCAAUGAUAAGCAGCGGACUAAGAAAGGCCCAUCUCGGCAUUCUGAGUCUGCAAGAUUAGAUGUAGCAACAAGCUCCACAGUUGCUUCAGUGAUGAAGGAGUGUCAGACAUUACUCGAUCGUGUAUGGUCACAUAAGUUGGGGUUUGCAUUUCGCAAUCCAGUUGAUCCAGUUUUGUUGAAUAUUCCGGAUUAUUUUACUGUGAUUAAGCACCCAAUGGAUCUUGGAACCAUACGAAGCAGACUGCGUAACGAUGAAUACUCUAGUCCUUUGGACUUCGCAGCAGAUGUGCGUCUUACAUUUUCGAAUUCUAUUGCUUACAACCCACCAGGAAAUCAAUACCAUAAAAUGGCUCGCGAUCUCAGCGCAUAUUUUGAGUCGAGAUGGAAAGCUAUAGAGAAAAAAAUACCUGUGACUGAACCACCAGUCAUGCCCUUAGCCAGUUCUGCUUCUCUGGAGGCUGAAAUCCCUUAUAAAGUAGCACCGCCAAGGAAGAAAGCAGCUGCAGUGAACGAGAGCAAGCUGAGGGUGGAACCUGCGAAGUUGGUCAUGACAGAUGGUGAGAAGAAACAAUUAAGCCGAGAUUUGGAGGCGUUAGAAGAAGAGUUCCCACAAAACAUUGUUGAUCUCCUGAGAGAGCAAAGUGGCAUUGAUGGCCAAUCUGGGGAAGUUGAGAUUGAGAUAGAUAUAGAUACGCUUUCUGAUGAAAUCUUGUUCAUGGUUCGGAAACUCCUGGAUGACUAUCUAAGGGAGAAAAAGAAGUCCCAGGAAAAGAGUGAACCUUGUGAGAUGGAGAUUGUUCAUGACUCUGGAUUCAGUAAUUCCUCUCUGCAACCUAGUAAAGGUGAUCUGCUAAUUGACGAGGAUGUUGACAUAGUUGGUGGGAAUGACCCCCCUGUUUCAAGCCAUCCUCCUCUUCAGAUAGAAAAAGAUGCUGCAUGUAGAAACAAUGAAUGCAGUAGUUUGAGUAGCUCCAGUAGUGAAUCGGGCUCUUCAUCUACUGAUUCUGAUUCAUUUAGUUCCUCUGGGAAUGAAACAGAUUCCAUUAAAGCUUCAAAUCCUACUAAUACAGAGGAUAAAAAGGAACCAGGAGUUGGUAUAAACAGAAAGGACGAGAAUAUCAACGGUGAAAAGAUUGUUGUAAAUGAUUCUUUAGUUGAGCAUGAUGUUGGGGAAAAUUCAACCGCCAUGGAUGCAGUACCGGUCCUUCCAGAGGAGGAGACUGCUCCACCUGAUCCAGAAAAGCGUUACCGCGCGGCUUUGUUGAAGAAUCGUUUUGCUGAUACCAUUAUGAAAGCUCGAGAGAAGGCCCUUACUAAGGGUGAAAAAGGAGAUCCUGAAAAAUUGAGGAUAGAAAGAGAGGAGUUUGAGAAACGGCUAAGGCAAGAAAAAGUUCGGUUACAAGCCGAGGCCAAAGCUGCUGACGAGGCUAGGAGAAAAGCUAAGCAGAGCUGCAGAAAAGCGAGGAGGGAAAGAGAGCAGAGAGGAUGCUGCACGACAGGCUUUACAAACAUGGAAAAGACCGUGGAGAUAAACGAGGGUAGGCGGUUUAUGGAAGACCUGGAGAUGCUUAGAGCUACAGUUACCGAUGGUGAUCAAUUACCGACUUUCAUGGAAGAGAUGAGCCCCAAAUGUAGUCAGGAUAUGCUGGGUAGUUUUAAGAUGGAAGGAAACAGUAAUCCAUUAGAACAGCUAGGUCUCUACAUGAAAAUGGAUGAGGAUGAGGAUGAUGAAGAAGAUCAGCCCCACUUUAGCCAAGUAGAUGAACAGUCCAUUGAUAGAAAAGAAAGACGCACACUUAGUCCUGAUGAAGUAGAGAGAGAGGACCUACUUGUUAGUGGAAAUGAAAAACCGGUAAGCCAAGAAGAUGAAAAACCCAUCAACCGAAUGGAGGAAGAAGAACAAAUGGGCAAUGUGCCACUUAGACCCCAUGGAGAAGAGGGAGAAGACAAACUUGUUGGUGAAAGGGAAGGGAGAGAAGAAGUGGUAAGCCUAAAGGCACAGGAUAAUGAGAACCAUCAUGAAGAUGAAAAACUCAUCAGCCAAAACGAAGGAAAAAAACAAUCGGAGAAUGUGCCAGAGCAAGAAAAUGGAGUUGAGGACAAGGGGGAACAAGAAACUGAAGUUGUGGACAAAGGAGAUGAAGAAGCUUUAGUUGUGGACAAAGGAGAUGAAGAAGCUGUAGUUGUGGACAAGGGAGAUGAAGAAGCUGAAGUUGUAGACAAGAGAGAGGAAGAAAGAGAAGUUGUCGACAUGGUAGAGGUAGAAACUGAAGUUGUCGACAAGGUAGAGCAAGAGACUGAAGUUAUCGACAAGGGAGAGCAAGAGCAAGGAACUAAAACUGACGACAUGGGAGAGCAAACAAUUGAAGUUGGCAACGAGAGAGAGCAAGAAACUGAACUUUUAGACAAGAGAGAGGAAGAUUCUGAAGUUAUGGGCAAGGGAGAGUUAGAAACUGAAAUUGUCGAUAAGGGAGAGCAAGAGACUGAAGUUAUCGACAAGGGAGAGCAAGAGCAAGAGCAAGAAACUAAAAUUGACGACAUGGAAGAGCAAAAAACUGUAGUUGUCGACAACGGUGAACAAGUGAUUGAAGUGGUCAACGAGAGAGAGCAAGAAACUGAACUUCUAGACAAGAGAGAAGAAGAUUCUGAUGUUGUGGGCAAGGGAGAGCAAGAAAAUGAAGUUGUGGAAGAAGAAAUUGAUUGAGAUGUCUUUUUUUUUUUUUCUGGGAAAGAGAGACAAAGAAAAACCAAUUUUGCUUAAAAACAGAUGUCGUCGGAAAAUUGAAUUUGGUAUUGCAGCAGCCAAAUUGAGACUAAUUUGUUGAAAUGUGAAAAAUGGUAAAUAAGUAAAAAAAAAAUUGUACCGGAAGAUCGUGUUCGUUAA